This is a messenger RNA of Phytophthora sojae, 1091 nucleotides long. RefSeq lists its product as hypothetical. Lineage: Eukaryota; Oomycota; Peronosporomycetes; Peronosporales; Peronosporaceae. Bases 6 to 1091 code for a protein of 361 amino acids. The record is from RefSeq and is a predicted model, not a curated record. The transcript is spliced from 2 exons.
GAUAAAUGCACUGCGCGUCGCGGAAUGCGGCCGACACGGCCGUCUUCACCGAGAUCCCGCCGCGCGGCGCCCAGCGCGACGCCUUCCUGGCCGCCAUCCUAGCGCAGAACAUGAAGAAGUACGCGGCGGCCGGCAGCAAGCGCAGCUGCCCCUUCGCCGCGCCCGCCGCCACACAGAGACCGCGCCGCAAUGACGACCUCUCGGCGCUGCAGAGCGACGUCGCGGAGCUCGAGGCGCGCCUUGCCGCCGCGCGCAGGCGCCGCCAGCCUGCGGCACCCAAGAGGCAGCUCGACCCGACGCGCCUGCGCGCCAUGCUGCAGGCCUGCCGUAAGCAGGCGCAGCAGGACGUCAACGUGCACGUCGCCUUCACGGCGGGCAUGUCGUCCGUCGGCCCGCUCGAGUACGAGCCCAGCGCGGACGCGGCCGUGUUCAGGCAGAUGGAGAAGCGCGUGGGCGACCAGUACGACGAGCUCGCGGACGUGUUCAGGGACGCCGGACUGCACGAGAGCAAGUCGGACUUCUACGACGCGCGCGUCGUCACGGGCGCCAAGCAGGGCACGUUCGUGCGCUAUACGACGGCCAAGGUCGCGCCUUUUGACAUGAACACCAUCAACGCGGCCAUGUGGGCCGGCGCCAAGAAGAACGCCGCGCUCAACCUGAGCGACGACCCGGCCAUUGAGAGCGGCGACGACGAGGUGUUGUAUCUCAAGAAGCAGUGCAUGCUGCAGCAGGACGCCGGGGCCGCCGGUAUCCCCGUGCUGCUGCGCGGCGUGUGCCGUCGCUUCGUGGAGCCCAACCGUAUCGUCGUCGUCUGGGAGGGCACGGGCGACUGGCCCAAGGACUACCUCCGCAGCCAACCGAGCAGCGUGCCCAUCCGGGAGCGCGGCUACUGCACGUGCGUCUGCAUGACCCCCGGACUGUCGGCCGGGAUCGACAUGAAUCAGCCGGAGUGCCUGCAGAUGCUGACCGACGUCGUGAUCCCGUCCUACCGGAAGGUCCUCGACGCGCGCGAGCAGAUGCUCGAGAACGCCAUCCUCGAUGAGAUGAUUCACUCCAAGAUGCGUGGCCCCUCCUCCACCUUCAGGGUAUAG